AUGCCUGAAUUGGAAGGAAGAGGAGGUGCGGAUGGAGCCAAGGUUGAGUUAACCAACGCCUCCAAUUUUAGGUUCCUAAACACCAACUGGGGCAUCCAACUGGGCGCACAACGUAGACAGCAGCAACACGGGAUACCCAGGAUGCAAAGUGGUUACUGCCUGAAAAGCUCCAACCUUUUAAGGGGGGUCUUGCAGUUUGCUGAUAUUUGUGCUACAGUAUUUCUAAAAUGUUAUCACAUUUCUCUAUUUUCAGCAUACACACGCCAAUUUGAGGUGGGUACCCUGUAUAUAUACGGGUACGAGACAUCAGUGUUGUUGAACGAGCCACAGCCGCUGCCUGUGUCCACCACCAAGGAUGUGGGCUUCAGGGUGGAGCUGACAGCCGAGGUGACGCCAGUCUGGCAGCACCCCACCAAUGCACAUGAGCAAAUUCUUCAACUCACUGUGGUUACUCCUAAGCUCUCUGUCAAAGCUCGACAAGGCCCUUCCCCUGAGGGCUUUGUUCACAAGACCUCAAAAGUGGAAAGAUACAAGUUACACCCUCUCUAUAUGCAUUGGGAUAAUGGUCAAAUUAGAAAAGUCUAUCAUAUUGAUGGAAGGGAAUCAUCAGUUCUCAAUGUUAUGAAAGGCAUCUCCAGUUUGUUCCAGCACCAAGUCAAAAAUGCGAAGGAGACAGAAGUAGAUGCUUCAGGGAAGUGUGAGGUCACAUACAAGAUGCUUGACUCAACCCAUGUAACAAAAUUGAAGAAGAAUUGCAAAACCGUGGUGCCAGUAGCUUACUUCAACCAAACAAAUGAGGUUCUAGGUGCUCAGAUCGAUAGUCAGGUGACAACAUCAUAUGUUUUGAGUGAUGAUGACAAAAUUAUUCGAAAAGCUACAUCUUUGGAAACUCAUUUCUUAAGAGUGAAAGCUCGCAAGCAGUCAGGAGCAGAGGUUAUGAGCAAGCAGGUACUCCAUCUCAAAAGUCGAGAUAAAAUUAACACCCCAAAGUACACAGGACAAACAGUUGCAGAGGCUGUUCAAUCAAUUUCCUCAAAGCUUAAGAAAAAACUUAUUACUGAUCAGUUAGCAACGAACCCUGACCCAAAGGAGUGCAUUGCAUGCAAGUCGGUAAGAGCAAUGUUAGGAAUGUUUAUGGCAUUCCAUAUAUAAAUAUUAUUUUUCUCU
Procambarus clarkii (red swamp crayfish) is the source of this 1167-nucleotide messenger RNA. NCBI's taxonomy places the organism in Eukaryota, Metazoa, Arthropoda, Malacostraca, Decapoda, Cambaridae. The record is from RefSeq and is a predicted model, not a curated record.